AUGUCCUCUUCAAAUAAUCAUGCCGAGAAUGUGGCAGCGUUGUUGAACAACGUCCUGGCAAACCCCUCGGUAAAGCAUCUAAGCGACAUCUUAGCUGAAAACGGCAGCCUUCAGAAGAACAUCGAGAGGCUCAAGGACGCAAACGAUGUGAACCAAGACAGGAAUGCAGAACUCAGGGCAAAACUGAAUAGCCUGAGGGAUCAGUACAGCGACAAAAAAGCUGAGCUGGAGGAUCAUCUCAAGAAGAAGCUGGCUUUGGAUCGGGAAGUUGCUGAGGCGAGGAAGAAGCUCAAAUCGGCCACCGAAGAACUCGACGCCAAGAAGCGCGAGCUCGAGGGACUGGAGGGCUUUGCAAUCAAGCUGAUCCCGUUGUCGCCCGAGGAUAUAGCGUCCUGGCUGAACAAUCUCUUCCUCAAGGCGCGCAAAGUUGCCGAAGCAUACUUUGGGGUGGACUUUAGUUCGACCAUUCUUGAAGACCAUUCCAUCUGGAGCUGGAUAAAGGAUCACGAAACGGUCAGGCGAGCAAUACUUCCUCUGCCCCUGUCCAACACGCCUCCCGCCAAGCAAAUGCGCAUGGCUGCCUUCCUGGCCAUCCUCUCGGUGGAGCUGUCAGAGAAGCUUUUCCAGCCGACCUACCUUCUGGGAGAAGACGGUAGGCCCCUCUCCGAUCUGCUCUCGGGCCUAGCCGAGAAGGACCCGAGGCGGGAGGCGUAUCUACGCUCCGUGCUUCUGGCCACAGCGCCGGACGACCACAGGUUGACAGCCCAGAAAUAUGUCCAGAGCGUCGUGAAUACCGUGAUGUCAUGCUUUAAGGACGUCUUGAGCUCUGCCGAGCAGAGAGACAAGCUCUCUGACGCGUUGACCGACCUGUGUUCCCAGGCCUCCGAGCUCUGGCAGCACAUGCAGGCGCUGGAUAAGAAAAUCGAGCCCGACGUUGCCGACCCCGAUCCUAACGACCCGGACUGGAAUCCAGUCGUUUUCCCGUCUUUGAGCCCGCCUCCAAAGAACCAGGCCGGGAACCGAAACGGGUCUGGCCCCGGUUCCGGCGGCGGCGACAAUGGCCCUAUUAACAAGAAGACGGCGGCCCAGGCCAAACUUCAGGUGGACACGUCAGCCGAUCUGAUGAUAUCAGGCAUCAUCGUGGUCUGGCCCCGCUUUCGCGUAGUUGAUUCGCCCGACAUUGACGAGCACGACGCCCUGGCACCGGGCUACGCCCUCGCUCAGAGCACGGUGCUGGCAGCAAAAGACGAGGAAAAGGCGCUGCUCAGCUCUGGGAGAUUGAGCGGCAGGCAGAAGCACAACAGCAGGAAGUCCAGGGGCAUGUCUAUGACGGUGACGAACGGGGCAGAGGGAAGCUCGGACAGCAGAUCUUUUUUAUCCUCAAAGGCUGGCGGUGGGCAAAAGGGCGCGUGA
This is a messenger RNA of Lasiosphaeria miniovina, 1413 nucleotides long. RefSeq lists its product as uncharacterized. The record is from RefSeq and is a predicted model, not a curated record. NCBI's taxonomy places the organism in Eukaryota, Fungi, Ascomycota, Sordariomycetes, Sordariales, Lasiosphaeriaceae. The transcript is spliced from 2 exons. The coding region runs from base 1 to 1413 and encodes 470 amino acids.